AUGGUCAUUUCGCCGAAACCAAGAUCCACUCAUUCCUCCGGGCAAGGCGUGAAAGCCGGCGAUUUCCGACUACUCUACACACUGUUCAAAGAUUCCAUUUCAUCGACACAUCUAUGUCGAAAAUGCGACGACUUCAAGCUCUAUGCUAUGCGAAUUUUAAGCAAGGAGCGCGUUCGAAUUCACAGUCCUCAUGAUCACAUCCAACUUCAAAUGGAAAUUUGCCAGGAAAUUCGCGAACUGCGAUCUUCUUUUCUCUCACCAUUCAUCUGGAUCUAUGAGGAUGGCCCUGAAAUUCAUUCCAUCGCAGAGUUUCAUCCUAAUGGCAGUCUCCAAGAUUUGCUCGACCGCGACACGAGCCUUAGCGAAAGCCACGUCCUGCACGUGGCUUGCGAAAUAGUAGAAGCGCUGCAAAUGCUUCACACUGCUGGCAUAAUUCACCGUGAUCUGACACCAUGUAAUAUCAUGUUCGACGCGUCGGGACAUGUGGUCAUUUCAGGAUUUGGUCAAGCAUGCAGACCUGAUUCAGCAGCCUUUUUGCUGUUGCCUGAUACUGGUUUGUAUUGUGCUCCUGAACUCAUCCUAGGGUGGGCACAUGAUUUUAGUGUCGACUGUUGGAGUUUUGGCUUGCUGAUGUACAUGAUGCUGUUCGGAUCUCACCCAUACGUUGCUGACAACGACAACGACAACGCUGCCAUUCUGCAAACCAAGGUCCUUCACUGCUCGCCGGUGGUUCCCCGGACAGCGUCAGUAUCAGCACAAGAUCUUCUAGUCAAAUGUUUGGAGCGCAAUGCAGCUCUUCGCUUGGACAUCAAACAGAUUAGGGCGCAUGCGUACUUCGGUGCUGUGUGA
This is a messenger RNA of Suillus subaureus, 849 nucleotides long. RefSeq names its product kinase-like domain-containing protein. Bases 1 to 849 code for a protein of 282 amino acids. Gene Ontology annotation, biological process: protein phosphorylation. The record is from RefSeq and is a predicted model, not a curated record. Gene Ontology annotation, molecular function: ATP binding; protein kinase activity. NCBI's taxonomy places the organism in Eukaryota, Fungi, Basidiomycota, Agaricomycetes, Boletales, Suillaceae. The transcript is spliced from 6 exons.